Molecule: messenger RNA, 2292 nt
Organism: Leishmania mexicana MHOM/GT/2001/U1103
Lineage: Eukaryota; Euglenozoa; Kinetoplastea; Trypanosomatida; Trypanosomatidae
Product: elongation factor G2-like protein
Exons: 1
Coding region: 1-2292 (763 amino acids)
Biological process (GO): ribosome disassembly; mitochondrial translation
Cellular component (GO): mitochondrion
Molecular function (GO): GTPase activity; GTP binding
Source: RefSeq, a predicted model, not a curated record
AUGCUCUUCUACGCCGGCGUCACGAAGCGCGUCGGCGACGUAGACAGCGGCACGACGACGACGGACUUCAUGAAGGAGGAGGCGGACCGCGGCAUCACGAUUCAGUCCGCUGCAGUCUCCCUGCGGUGGCGGGAUCACGGCAUCAACCUGAUCGACACCCCAGGCCACGUUGACUUUACCGUUGAGGUGGAGCGGACGAUGCGGGUUGUAGACGGUGUCGUGGCUCUGUUCGACGCGUCUGCCGGUGUGCAGGCGCAGAGCUACACUGUACUGCAGCAGAGCCGCAAGUUCAACGCACCGCUAAUCGCCUUUUUGAACAAAAUGGACAAGUACAACGCCGACUUUGCCAUGUCGGUAAACUCGAUACGCACCAAGCUGCAGGUAGAGCCGCUGCUGCUGCAGAUCCCGCUUCAUGCCGAGGACGCCAGCUUCGCUGGCGUGGUCGACAUCUUAGAGCAGGUGACGUGUCACUUCGACGGCGAGCACGGCUUCGAGGUGCAGCGAGCGGACCUCAGCACCAUCGGUGCCUCGCCGUUUUCGACGGGCGACGGUGACAGAGCUGUGGAUCGCGAGCUGACGCACGUGACUCGCUCCAUGCGCAAAGCGCGCCACGACCUUAUCACUCAGCUCACCGCUGUCGAUGAUGCGCUCUCGGAGGCAUUCAUAGCGGAGUUGGACGCCACCGACGGUGAUGAGGCGGAGGCGGAGCGGCGCCUCUCCACUGAGGCGCUGCGCUCCGCCGUGCGUCGGUCCGUGGUGCACCCGCCACGCGAUAGACCGCCGCUCGUCCCGGUUCUGUGCGGCGCCUCUCGUCGCAAUCAAGGGGUGCAGCCGCUGCUUGAUGCUGUGACGUACUACCUGCCGUCGCCAUGUGACCGGCAGCUGACCGGGUUCACGAAGGAUGGCAUACCAGUACCCCUUCCACCUGCUUCGGCCUCGCCGACGGUCCCGACAGUGGCCCUCGCCUUCAAGGUAAUGCACAUAAUGCACCCAGGCAAGGGGCAGCGCCUCCCACUCGUGUUCUUGCGUGUGUACAGCGGCAGGAUCGUCCCGCGCAUGCGCCUUGAGAACAACAGCCGGCAAAAGUCAGAGGUUAUCGAGAAGCUCUAUGUGAUGCACGCAAACCACCCGGUAGAGGUGCCGAACUUGGAGGCUGGCCAGAUCGGCGCGGCUUUCUUGACCCACACAUACACCGGCGACACCUUAUUCAGUCAGCCGUCGCACCACCUUCUUCAGGCUAAGCGGCAUGUGAGACGCGGCGACGUUAAGGAGGAGGUGCACACGCUAGAGGGUAUUAGCGCCCCACCAGCCGUCAUCUCCUUCUCCAUCGAGGCCGCCACACGCAACCAGGUUGAGCUGCUCAAGAACGCCCUGGCUGAGCUCUCCAGGGAGGAUCCGAGCCUGCGUGUCACGGAGAGCGAGCAGGGAGCGGUGGUGGUGAGUGGGAUGGGGGAGCUACACCUGGAAAUUAUCAUGUCGCGCCUCGCGAACGAGUACCAGGUGAAGUGCCGGCUUCUGCGCGCCAUCAUCGAGUACCGGGAGACGAUACGAGUGACCCAGUCGAUGGAGAGGCACACCUGCUUAUUGAACGACCUACCCUACGCCGAGUGCUCGCUCGAGCUGCGGCCGCUGCUAGAGAACGGCGAGCGGUGCAGCGCCAAGGAUCAGUGCCGCUUCCGCAUUGACAGCGCCUUUGAAGAGGAGUUUCUCAGCUGUGGGAGACAGCAACAGCAGCAGGGCGGUGGCCUCUCCAGCUGGUCGCGUGUAAACGACGUGCGCAACGCCAAAGAGGAGCUGCGCCUCAUUGUGGCGUCCUUCCAGUCCGCCGUUGAUGCGUGCAUGCGGUUGGGCCCUCUGGCGGGGUUGCCGGUGCACGGUGUGGAGGUGGUGCUGACGUACUUCCGCAAGACGGCCGGUUCACAGCUCCAGGAGAGGUCGCUGACCCACGUCGCCCGCUCAGCGCUGCUGAGUUUGCUCAAGGCGACCCGCAAGGACGACCUGGCGCUGCUGGAGCCGAUGAUGGAGGUGGAGGUGCACCUUUCCGAGUUCACUUACAUCGGCAAAGUUGUCAGCUCCCUCAACGAGCAUCAUGCGCUGACCGUUGACGUGCAGGAGGACGGCCGGUCCGUGACAGCUGUCGUGGCCAUGCGCAACACCCUUCGCUACACAAUGGAGCUGCGAAAGGCAGUGAAAGGGCAUGCAAACAUGUUUGUGAAGUUGUACGACUACCGCGUUGUGGAGGAGAAGGCUGUGCUGGCGCGCAUCCUGAAGAACCUCGGCAUCGUAGACUAG